Messenger RNA from Callorhinchus milii (elephant shark), 2293 nucleotides. RefSeq names its product nucleolar protein 11 (gene nol11). Gene Ontology annotation, biological process: maturation of SSU-rRNA. The record is from RefSeq and is a predicted model, not a curated record. Gene Ontology annotation, cellular component: nucleus; nucleolus. NCBI's taxonomy places the organism in Eukaryota, Metazoa, Chordata, Chondrichthyes, Chimaeriformes, Callorhinchidae. The transcript is spliced from 18 exons. Bases 58 to 2253 code for a protein of 731 amino acids. Gene Ontology annotation, molecular function: RNA binding; protein binding.
CGCGGGAGGGACCGAGUGCGCAGACGCAGAGGAGGAGGAGGAGGAGGGAGAGUAAAGAUGGCGCGGCUUUGCGAGGACUUCAUGCUUUGCGGCCUCCCCAGCGGCGGCUCGGUGCGGGGCCUGGAGCCCGCGGGACCCGACCACGUCAUAGUCACUCACACGGACAGGACGGUGACGGUGUAUAAGGUGUCAGACCAGAAGCCUCUGGGAAGUUGGAGCGUCAAACAAACUCAGGCAAUCUCGUGCCCAGCAAUCUACAACAGCCAGACUAAAGAGUAUGUGGUUGUUCAUGACAAGAAGGUGUUAAGAAUAUGGAAGGAUGAAGAUGUUAAUCUGGAAAAAGUGUUCAAAGCACGGUACUUAUUGGCAGACGUCUGCCGGAUACACAUGCUGCCCGAUACAGAACCUCUCGUGCUCUUUGAGGGAGGAGCCGUCCGUCGCCUUGAUGUUCUCCUGACAGAUCCACAGCAGGAAAUCGAAGAUAUCGUCUCAGAAGGUGAAGUCAUCAGGUGGAGUGACUCUGUACUGGAAGCUGGAAGCCCCAUUGUCGUGUUCAUCACAGAAAAAAAUGGAGCGUUCCACCUGUAUACCCAAAAGCUAAACCCUGAUAUGCAGCAGAAGUUUAAAUUGGAUUCAGGAGAAGAGAUUGGCUGUCCUGUGAGCUUCGCUCUUUCCCUCAACCAAGAGGACAUUAUCCUAACCUGUUUAUAUUCAGAUGGAUCGAUCUACAAGACGGAGUUGCCGCCUCGGCGCAGGAGUUGUGUGGAGAACGAGCAGGCACUGCCUCGGUCCUCGCUGCUAAAGCUGCCGGGUUGCAAGGCCCGGAGUCUGCAGCGAGCUGCUAUCCGGCUGCUGGAUGAGGCUCAUAUAGCUGUGUUGGGAGCUCCUCAUUCUCUGCAACCUACUGUCAAAGAAUCUUUGAGCAUUUGGAAUACAACAUUCCAAACGCUGCUGACAUGGAAAGAGCUGCCAGAGGGAAGCUGUGGGCAGUUGUGGUGUUACAGUGGCAAACUCUAUGUGCCCCAUGGAAAGGUGCUGACUGUGGUUCCAUUUACAUGUGAAACCUCCUCUUUGGCAGCUGUACUCGGGAAACUCCAGCAGCCAAACACUGCAGAAAUGAAAACGGCUUUCACUGUUGUGAACUGGAAUGCCUUGCUUUACGAUGAGGAGGCAGAAGGACUCCAGCAAGCUGCAGCAAGGAGCGGUGCUAAAUUGGAGCCCAAGAGAAUUCUGAGGAGCAGAAAGAGUCAGGGAGCCUCCACUCAGCAACAGUCCAUCUCUCAGGAUCAGCUUCUAAACCAGAUUCAGACAGGCACACUGGAGAAAGUAGAGGAAGAUUUGCAUAUAUUCUUCAAUAACCUGCAGUCGCCCAAUACACAGCUGAUUACUGCACAGAUUACUACAAAACUGGUGCAUAGAUGCUUGGAAGAGGUGAAAUUCUACCCACAAAAAGCACUGGUGCAGCUGCUACAGACCCAGGUGCUUUCUUACAGCUUGUGCCCUGAUUUGGUGGCUGUGGCUUUGAGUAAAGCAGACUAUUUCCUGUUGCAGCUUUGCCUGCAGCAGUUUCCUGAUAUCCCAGAGGCCGUCACCUGUGCCUGCUUAAAGCUCUUCCUCAGUGUCAGUGAUUCAGAUCUGCAGGAUGUCACUUUGGAUUUCGGAGAUGUGGCUUGCUAUAUUGACAUUGAAAACCAGAGCCCACAGCACACUGAAACACCAGAGGUUGUACAGAACGGCUUCAGUCCGGGGUUGCUGGAGAACAGUUCUGACCUUCCGCUGCCACCUGUAAAGUCCCAUCAACCACCCGCGUUUGAUGUGAAUUCCAAAUGCCCGGUUAGCCUUCAAAAAGCGGCUUUACUAAAUGAAAUUCUGCUAUCGUCAUACAGUGAGACUUUUCUUUUGCCACAUCUCAAAGAUCUUUCUGCUCCUCAAGUGAUGCUGUUUCUCCAGUAUAUGAAGUACCUGUACGUGAAGUACUCUGAAACUGUCAACACUGAGCUUCCAGGGGAAAGAGUUCCCACAGUCAAUCAGGUCCUGGACUGGAUAUCUCUGCUGCUGGAUGCUCACUUCACGUUGCUGGUGAUGACGCCAGAGGCACGGGGCUUGCUCACUCACCUCCACAAGUUUGUCAGGUCCCAGGUUAAAUUCUACUCUGAGCUCAGCAAGAUUGAGGGAAGCAUACAGGGUCUGCACCAAGUGAAGCCACUCAGCUAUGACAGCCGUUAUUCAAUUGAAGUGAUAAAACUUUUCUAACAUUGUCCACAUUUAUCAAUAAAAAAGAUUUUGUUUCUAA